Molecule: messenger RNA, 484 nt
Organism: Gracilinanus agilis (Agile Gracile Mouse Opossum)
Lineage: Eukaryota; Metazoa; Chordata; Mammalia; Didelphimorphia; Didelphidae
Product: hydroxyacid-oxoacid transhydrogenase, mitochondrial-like
Exons: 4
Cellular component (GO): mitochondrion
Molecular function (GO): metal ion binding; alcohol dehydrogenase (NAD+) activity
Source: RefSeq, a predicted model, not a curated record
AUGGCAGUUUCAAAUAUUAGAUAUGGGGCAGGAGUCACAAAAGAAGUAGGCAUGGACCUUCAAAAUAUGGGUGCUAAAAAUGUUUGUUUGAUGACAGAUAAGAACCUUUCCCAGCUACCUCCAGUACAAGUAGUCAUGAAUUCCUUAACAAAGAAUGGUAUAAACUUUAAAGUUUACGAUAAUGUCAGAGUGGAACCUACUGAUUCGAGCUUCAUGGAAGCUAUUGAAUUUGCCAAAAGAGGGGCAUUUGAUGCCUAUGUUGCCGUGGGCGGUGGAUCGACCAUAGACACUUGUAAAGCUGCCAACCUGUAUGCAUCCAGCCCCAAGGCGGAUUUCUUAGAUUAUGUCAAUGCCCCCAUUGGAAAAGGACAACCUGUCACUGUGCCCCUUAAGCCACUGAUUGCAGUCCCCACUACAGCUGGAACUGGCAGUGAGACUACAGGAGUUGCCAUUUUUGACUAUGAGCGCUUAAAAGUAAAAACAG